CUUGUAGUGGCUGUAGACGUCCAGCAUCUCCUGGUCCGAGGGCUGCGACUUGAGCUGCUUCACCUCCUCGGCGGCCUUCUGGAACGCAGCCUAGGAGGAAGGGAAAGCCCCGCAGCGGGGACGGGUUAUUCAAAAUUAGUUCUCAUGUCGGCAGAAAGCUCAACCAUCACAGUUCGUCUUGUUCGCUCUUUCGAGCACCGGAAUUUCAGACCUGUGGUGUAUCAUGGAGUUAACUUGAAUCAGACAGUGAAGCAGUUCAUUACUUUUGUACAGAAGGAUGUGCCUUCAAGAGCAGGACUUCCUCCUCCUUUUAAAAAUUACAAGUACGAUACAAUGAAGAUUAUUCACCAAGCACACAAAUCAAAGACUGGUGAACUCGUAGUGAGUUUGGAAGAUGAUGACAAACUGAUUUUGAAAGAAGAGAGUACGCUGAAAGCAGCUGGAGUAGCAAAUGAGACCGAAUUAGCAUUCUUCUGUGAGGAAGAUUACAGAAACUACAAAGCUAAUCCUGUUUCGGCCUGGUGAAGAUCCCAAGAGAUUGUUUUGUUUUCCCAUACUCAUUGUAAAUUUUCCUUGUUCUGCUUAAUGAGUUUUUUUUUUUUUUUUAAAGAUCAAUAAAUCCUCGAGGAUUGCUUUGCA
Molecule: messenger RNA, 639 nt
Organism: Cygnus atratus (black swan)
Lineage: Eukaryota; Metazoa; Chordata; Aves; Anseriformes; Anatidae
Gene: C6H2orf76
Product: chromosome 6 C2orf76 homolog
Exons: 6
Coding region: 145-525 (126 amino acids)
Source: RefSeq, a predicted model, not a curated record